This is a messenger RNA of Synchiropus splendidus (mandarinfish), 1807 nucleotides long. RefSeq names its product small integral membrane protein 44-like. The transcript has 2 exons. Lineage: Eukaryota; Metazoa; Chordata; Actinopteri; Syngnathiformes; Callionymidae. Bases 303 to 911 code for a protein of 202 amino acids. The record is from RefSeq and is a predicted model, not a curated record.
GAAGAGGAGAAAUCCUCGCCGAUUCGCUUAUUACUAGACGCCACUUAAAGCCAGUUUCCACUGUCCCGGGACGAUUUAGAGAUUAAAAAAUACAGAUAGACGCACGCGAUUAGCUUUUCUCCGCAGCGCAGCUUCUCAGUAAAAGUGGCGCCUGCGCACAGAGGGUCCGGCGUCACUUAUCUGAGCGCGCCGCUCUUCAGCACCGAGGAGAGAGCCGCGCGUCACACGCCAGCUGGACCGCCGGAACCCGAGUCCCGCCACCGGUUCUGACAGAGGCGGAGCCGCGCGAUGCUCUGGUCGCCAUGAACGGAGUCAACUUCUCCAGCUACAGUCUGUCCGGGGAAGCGCAGGCUGACGCCUACUCCGUGGACGCGGACGAGUCCCUGUACCGGCAGUUCAGGCCGGAGGUGAAGGAGCUGAUCCAGCUGCCCAAGGCCGUCGUCUACCUGCUGAUGGCCGCGAUGGUGGUGGUGGGAGUCGCCUACGCCAUCAUCGGACACCUGAUCAAGGACCUGGCCAUCGACAUCACAGCAAAACACAGUUGGGCUCCACCGGUGCUCCUGGUGAUGACUCAUCUUCCACCUUCUCUGGGUUCAGAGUGCGUUCUGGGUCCCACCGGGGACGAGGAAAAUGAGAAGACCAACCCCCAGCGCCUGUGCUCCAGCUACCCUCCGCCUCUGCACCCCUUCGCUCACAACGCCUUCCACGUGUGGGACCAGGACGACGUGGUCAUCCCACUGCCGCCGGCGGACGAGAGCCCCCAGACCAGCCCCCUGCUGCUGGCCGCCCUGCCCUACAUCCCCGCCUUCUUCCCUCACUCUUACAGCUCCCCCACGUGUCACGGCUCCCCGGCCCUCUUCAGCAGCAGCCCGGGUCAGAACCCGGAGACCAGCAUCCCCAGGGACGUGUGACUGGAGGUGGAGUAAAUCUCAGCAUGUGGACUGACGGAGUGUGGAGGAGCCUGGUCAGAUUAUUCUGGAACUGGCAUGGAAAGCAGAGGUAGUUGCUUGACUCUGGAUUCCUGGUCCUCCUUGUAUACUUUGACCCGUAGCAGGCGUAAUGUAGCAUUUAUACGUUGUGUGGUUGGUGCAAACACCAAUGCACAAGUUAUAGCCAGAGCUAGCAACAGGAGGGUCUUUGCCAGUUUGGCUCGAUGACAUUGAAAAUCCGCAAUGUUCAACGUUGUCCACCAAAAAACCUCGACCCCCCGAGUAGAAUUAAGUGAGAGAUUUGGGUAGGAAACUGGUUUGCGACAUCAAAGCAAACUGAGAAACACAAACUGGUACCAACUGGACAUGGCAGAUGAUAAGAGGCGGGGGCAGUGUUCACACACUAGUCUAUCCUAGUCACCGAUUCCAAGUCAGCGUGUGCGUCUGCCUAAAUUUGGAUGACUCAGACGUCUGCCUCUUGGGCGUCACAAUUGGAUUUGCCUCGAUACGGAAAAGAAUCUCAGGUGUUGCCAAGUGUGGUUUUCGUGGAGCGUAGCAACACGGCGCUUAAUCUGCGCUGGCCGUCUCUCAACCAUCUGUGCAGUCGGCGAAAGUGUGUCUCGAGAGCUUUGAGGGACGAGGAACUUUUGAACUACGGGAAGUUCCUUUUGCUCCUGGUGUCGCAGCCCGUGGAACACGGCAGAGCUCAAGCAAGUCCUGUGCCUUGGUUCAGCCGCCCCCACCCUCCACCCCCCGCCUCCCGUGAAGAGGAUUACAGCAGAGGAUCAUUGUCUCAGUGUGCCUGAGCUUCAGUGAGAAGACACAGAUCUAAACUUCACACCGCCACCUCCGUGGCUCUUCCUCUUGUGUAAAUAAAC